UCGGCAGAUUGAAUUAGCGGUGGCAAGCUAGCUAGGUUCAGUUCUCCGCUUUCGCUGACUCUUAUAAACAGUUAUUGUUUAACAGCCUGUCGUUUCUACCGAGCGGGAUUAACGUGACCGAGGCGUGAAAGAAUAUGCCCAAAAAUAAAGGUAAAGGAGGAAAGAAUCGACGACGUGGAAAGAACGAGAAUGAGUCCGAGAAAAGAGAGCUGGUGUUCAAAGAGGAUGGACAGGAAUAUGCUCAGGUGAUUAAAAUGCUGGGGAACGGACGCCUGGAGGCCAUGUGCUUUGAUGGCACCAAGCGGCUUUGCCACAUCAGAGGAAAACUCCGGAAAAAGGUUUGGAUUAACACGUCAGACAUCAUCCUGGUCGGACUGAGAGAUUACCAGGAUAACAAAGCUGAUGUCAUCCUCAAGUACAACGCAGACGAGGCUCGCAGUUUGAAAGCCUACGGAGAGCUGCCAGAGCACGCCAAAAUCAAUGAGACAGACACCUUUGGACCUGGAGACGAUGAUGAGAUCCAGUUUGAUGACAUUGGCGAUGAUGAUGAGGACAUUGAUGAUAUCUAGAGACCUGCCACCAGAGGAGGAAGGUGGGAUUUUACUAGAGAUGCUCCGAUUGGGAUAUUUUGAGCCGAUACACCGCACCAAUAAUAAUUAUUUUUAUUAAGAUCAGCCUAUGCCAAUCCAAUACAGUUUAUUAAUAUACAGUAUGUUUCAAUUAAUGCCAGUUUGUUUAGCAUCGGUAGACGUCUUUGUUGUUUGGAGAACUUUAAGUGCAUUUCACAUAGGAGCUAAAAAAAAAAAAAAGAAGACAUCAGUACUUUGAGUUUCUUGUUAACAUGAAUGAAUAUGAGAUGCUGCUUCAGUAAGACUGUCUCAGUUAUCACUCGUAGCAACGGGGGGGCGAUGCAGCAGGCUGCCUGGUGACUGAUGAUGACGCAGACAGUUUCCUUUUCCUGCCUUCAUGCAGUUGGAUUGGAGAAUCAGAGUAGGCUGAUCACCAGCAUCAUAAUUAGGGUGAAUAUCUGGAGCAUUGCCAGAUUUUUACCUUUCUGCUUCUAACAUCCACAAAAUGGCAGAUUUGCCGUCUCAUUCACGGGGUUCUUCUGUUUUUUUUCUUCUUCUCCUGUAUAGUCCAAACACUCGCUGUUUUAUAGAGGCUGAUGCCGAUACCAUGACUGCAAAAUAUUUCACACCAAAUGCGUCAUCUUUUAAAAAUGUAUUUAUAUUGAUUUCACACUAUGUGGAAUUUAGCAACAAGUACAGAAUCUCUGGAUUCGCCAAUAAAAAGAUAAACCAUUUUGUGUUUUUUUUUUUUUUUAGUUUUAGUUUUUUUCUUUUUGGCAGUCUGUAUCCUUGUAGCUGUAGCCUGUGAGACAGUUUAUAAAGUUCAAGACAGUUUGAAAGCUGUUUAUUAAUGAUCGAAAGGUAAUAACACUGCUCUGUAUCUUCAGCAUGUUUCGUUUUGUCAUCAUAUUCCGCCGACAGCUUUUUAAACUCUAUCUUUGCUCAUUUUGAAUCGAACCAUGGCCAAAUGAAGGCAAUCCCUUUCCACUGAAAUCUAAAGGAGAAUCAAAUGUAUUUUUCUGUUGUCUCCCUUAUUCGUGUUUCUGUCUGUUGUUUGUUUCCAUGUUCUGUUUCGAACUCUUCGCUGCUCGCUCUGUGGCUUCAACACACAGUGAAGCUCGGCCCGGAUCGGCCGCUCUGUCUCACGUUAGACCAGCGGUUCCCGAACUUUUACACCACAGAUACACACCAGUAAAACCUCACAGCAGAGCCAUCUGUCUUACUUAUUCUCUGAACCUCUAGAAAAUCAAAUAACAGUGAUAUAUAUACAGUACAUUAUAUCUAUUUUCCUCCCCCCGCCCGCCUCCUCUGGAACCUUCCCCAUAUUCUCCGAGGGGGCCUGGCACCUCAGUUUGGGAACCACUGUUCUAGACCACAUGGGGCCUGUUGCUGUUGUUGCUGUAACUCUGAAUUAAAAAUGUACUAUGAUGUUUGAAGGCUGGGUUUCCAAUAAAGAUCUUAACUCCA
Molecule: messenger RNA, 2036 nt
Organism: Toxotes jaculatrix (banded archerfish)
Lineage: Eukaryota; Metazoa; Chordata; Actinopteri; Toxotidae
Gene: eif1axb
Product: eukaryotic translation initiation factor 1A X-linked b
Exons: 7
Coding region: 135-569 (144 amino acids)
Biological process (GO): translational initiation
Cellular component (GO): cytoplasm
Molecular function (GO): translation initiation factor activity; RNA binding
Source: RefSeq, a predicted model, not a curated record